Osmerus eperlanus (European smelt) is the source of this 3005-nucleotide messenger RNA. It is a transcript of the gene susd2, whose product is annotated as sushi domain containing 2. The record is from RefSeq and is a predicted model, not a curated record. NCBI's taxonomy places the organism in Eukaryota, Metazoa, Chordata, Actinopteri, Osmeriformes, Osmeridae.
GGUGAAAUAACUUUAUUUAAGACCUUUGUUACGAUUGCUCAACUUGGCACAGUGAUUUGUAGCUCAAGGACGGCCGAAUAAUGGGAACAAACUUGUAGAAAAGAUUAUGCUCGGUAGUUUCUACCAUGAGGACCACGGCGUCAACGGUGUGCAUUUGUUUUGUGGGAAUAGCUUGAUAUUUUGUAUUUGCAAUGUCAUUGGUCGUUCAUGUGAGAGUCGGUGUGGUGAGUCACAGGGAGAAUGCUCCUGCCAUGCUACAUGCCAGUCUCUCCAGGACUGCUGUGUGGACUACGGACAGUUCUGUCUCAAAAUUGCCCCCUAUUCAGCAUCCAUGUUUGGGGGGAGCACAUUCAUGCUCCUCAAUGUCACCUUCGAUCCAGGCCAGCAACUCCACUGCAGGUUCAGAGGUGAGGUUGUGACCGAGGGGUUCGUUGAUCCAGAGGGCAGAGGUCACUGUAUCUCACCCCUGCUGUACGAGACCGGCUGGGUUCCCUUCGACGUCUCCACCGAUGGAGCCCCUUUCCGUAGGCCAGGGGAGUAUUUAUCAGUCCAUCAAAGUAAACUUGAACCAGCUUCCAGGCUGAUCCUGGUGAAUGCCACCCAGUGGCAGCAUUAUGGUACUGCAGGCACGGCCGGGGCCCUCAGCAUGACCUGGAACCCCCCUGUGAUAGGAGCAGAGAGGGUUGACGUGGAGCUGUGGGGCUACAGAGAGGUAGAUACCAAUACAGAGACGGGGGGGAACAGCUCAGCGUCGCUCAGGGCAGAGUGGACGUUCCUGUACUCCCUGGGGAGAGACUUCCCUAACAGUGGGAGCUUCAGUUUCGACCCCAGGCCCUCGGGGGCACCCCACUCUGACUGGAGGCUGGGGAGUGUCCGUGUAGGAGCCAGCACACACUCAGCUGGGGCCCGAAACGUGCGGGCGGUGUGGAGCGGGGCCCAUGCCCUGGCCUGGCACCUGGAGCCGGCCUUCAGGCAGGACUCUGCGCCCUGGGCCUUGGCCUGGGGCCUGCAGUGGGACGCCCAGGAGAGGAGCCUGCCUCGCUUCCUGUCGGAGGUCCUUGACUGCCCCUGCACGCUGGCCCAGGCUCGCGCAGACACCGGCACCGUCGCCUCCUAUAGCUCCAGAACCACCCCCCCCUUUAUUCGUGACCAUCGUCUUGACGCCACUACUCAACGAACCACAGUCAAGAACUCGCAACAGUGUUGCUAUGACAGCACGGGGGCCCAGGUCCUGACAGGGGACUCGAUUGGAGGUAGCACCCCAGAUCGGGCUCACGACUGGGGCUCGCCUCCGUACAGAGACCCUCCCCGGGUCCCAGGGCUCUCCCACUGGCUCCACGAUGUGCUCAGCUUCUACUACUGCUGUCUGUGGUCCGACCACUGCCAGGUCUACUUCAGCCAUCGUCCGUCCUCUGGUUGCCGUGCCUACCGACCCCCUGGGGCUGGCUCUGUCCUGGGAGACCCUCACUUCAUCACCUUUGACGGUCUGGCCUACUCCUUCGACGGCCGAGGGGAGUACCAGCUGCUCCUGUCCCUCCAGGAGGGGCUGAGCGUCCAGGGCAGGACGGAGCAGGUCCACCUCCAGAACGGUACUCUAGCUCGGGCUACAAGGUUGUCCUCCGUGGCGAUGAAGGAGAACACCUCUGACGUCAUAGAGGUGCGCCUGGCGCUGAGGCAGGACCAGCUGCAAGUGCUGAGGAACCAGAAGGUUCCGUCCUUCUCCGAGCAGAGCUGGAUGGACCUGAGAGGCGUGUUCCUGUUCUCUCCAACCCCCCACAACGUGACCGUGAUGUUCUCCUCUGGCGUGGCCGCGGAGGUGCGCGGCCGAGCAGGCGCCAUGGCGAUCACCGUGCUCCUCCCGCCUGGGUCCACCAACCGCACCCAGGGCCUGCUGGGCCAGAUGAACUCUGACCCCGAGGAUGACCUUCUCACCAGCCUGGGCGGGGUCAUACACCCUACCAACAGCAGCCCCGAGGACCUCUUUGAAUUCGGAGCGAGCUGGAACAUCUCGGAGGAGACUUCCUUGUUCGCCUACGACACCCAGCACCUCCUGGAGAGGUACUUCCUUCCUCCGAAGCACCGCCCAGACUUCCUGCCUGCCUUCUCCGCCCCCGAGGCCCCAGGGGACCCUCUGGUGGCGGCCAUGUUGGACCUGUGCUUUGGGGACGGCACCCAGUUCUGCAAGUACGACACCCUGACCAUGCGGAGCCUGGCGGCGGGCAACGCCACCCUGCGCUCCUACCAGGAGCACCAGGCCCUGCGCCGAGACCUGCAGCCUGUCGUGUCCUGCGGCUGGCUGGCCGCACCCAGGCACUGUCGGAAGGAAGGAACACGCUACCUGCAGGGGGGCACGCUGAGGUUCUCCUGCCAAGACGGUUACCCGUUCCACGGUUCCUCAGACCGCACCUGCCUGGAGGACGGCGCCUGGAGCGGAGAACCGGCCUAUUGCUUCUCGGAUAAUGUCCUAGGAGUUGUACUGGGAACAGCAGGCUGCCUCACUGCACUCAUAACCAUGGGAGUGAUGAUCAAACGACACACCAGCAAACGGCUACGGAAAACUGGACCAACAGGAAGGAGUGGUCGAAUUGGAACAGACCUGAUUACCGUAGCAACACCAAACCCUGACCAUCCUCGGUCAUCAUUAGCCCAGCCUGCCUCCUGACAGUCUCUCCGGUAAACAAACCUGAUUCUACCACUCGGUUUAUCCUGGGUGUGUAUCCUGGGUUUACAUCGUAAACAAACACGCAUGUGAUAGUACUAACUAAUAACAUGUCAGUUAUGAGUUUUUAGUUGUAGUUGAGCCUUUACAUACAGAAUCGUUUUUUGUUGUUGUUUUUCUGCUCUCAAAAUACAAAUGUAUCUGGGCUGUGGCUGAUAUCUGCCCCAUGUCUGUAUUGAGUUACCGGUUGUACUUCUUUAUCUGAAGAGUGUUUGGUUGCAAAUAACAUUGAGAUAUCAUCUCGACAACCUUCUCCAAUUCUCUCUUCAUUGGUUCCAGGUGUGUG